UUAUAUUUCUUACCAGUGAAAAUUAACCCUUCACAGUCUGGCUGUACCUUGUCUUUUCAACCUCAUUUUACCCUUCUCCCUUUUGUAUAUUUUUUUAAAGGUAGUAUUCUCCAUCACCUGUUCUCAUCCUGCGGUUAAUAUUUCUUUUAAUUCCACAGCCAUCUCUUAUACGUGGAAGUAGCAACUCUUCACCCACUUCCUAGUCUCCUGUAAAAAUUCUUUCCUUUCUUCAAGGCCCAACUUUGAUGAUCCAACAAGGUUCCAUUUCUUUACUGAAGCCUGAAGCAUUCCUUGACUCCCCUACCCCAAGUUAAAAAAAAAAAUGUUCAGCAGCAGUGACGGCUAUAGCAGCAACAUGAAGAGAAUAAACAGUAGCCUUUCCAGUGAUGACCUUAUUCUGGAGGACUUAGAGACAGAGGGAGAGAGACAGCUAAGAAGCCUCCUUCACCAUCAACUCGAUACUUCUGUUUCUGUUGAAGAGUGUGUAUCUAAGAAGCAAUGCUUUGCUCCCGCUGCAGUGUACAAGCCCUUUGGUGAGGAGGCAGCUGGGGUUUUGAGCUUGUCCCAGUUUCAGGCACUACAGAAGAGUGACCAGGAAAUUGCAUCUCUGAGGGACUUGGGUCUUACCGAUAGAGAGAUCAUGUUGUGGAAAAACCGUGCUUCAUCAGAGAGGGGUACAGGGCUGGGAGCAACCCCUGAAGCAACACAGGACUGUCUUCGAGACAUUGAAGAGAAGAUCUCGGAGCAUCAGCGCAUCCUGGCUUUGCCACAGAGGUUUGCAGGGUGUAAACAAUUGAGUCGACGGGAGAUGGAAAUAGAAAAGGCUUUGUUUCAGGGGAAUGAUCGCCAUUCCUUCCUGAGGGCUCUCUAUUACCAAGGUGAAUCCCAUAAGAGACUAGAGACUGAAAAGGACCCCAUUAAUAAUCUGGAGACUGUUUACCAAGAGAUGAUGGCCAAACCCCAUCUUGAAGAAGCUCAGCUUAUGAGAGGUGAACCUUUUGCUUGCCCUUUAUUGGACCCGUGUGCAUUAACGGACAGUAGUAUCACAGCUAAGAACCUGUCAGUACUUGAGGAUCAAGGAAACCAGGCAGCACAGGCCAAGGGGCCUAGCCUCUGUGUGGUGAAAGCUAUUGAAUCUGAGGCACAGCAGUGUCUUACUGGGCCCAAGAAGUUUACAGAAGUAGUGGAAUUUAUCCCAGAAGAAGAGAUCGCGAGAAAUCGUCUGUCACAGGAGGACAUCCGAAAAAUACCUAUGUUUGCUUCAUACAGUCCUGGAGAGCCAAACAAAGAUAAAGGAACUCCAAUUCAAUUCCGAGUGUUGACUGGCCGCAUGAAGGGCCAGGCCUUCAUCACCUUUCCCAGUACGGAGAUAGCCCAGCAGGCAUUGCUUUUGGUGAAUGGAUAUAACCUCCUGGGGAAAACACUGGUGAUAGAGUUUGGCAAAAACAAAACACAGAGGGCAGGGCUGCAUUCGGCACCCCCUACCCAACAUGUGACACACAGCAUGACAGAACAAGAUGGGAACUAACAGAAAUGGAUUGGGGUUCUGUUUUGUUCUCCCUUGUAUUUGCAACUCACUUCUAGAAUCUGUCUAUAAAGGAUCAUCUCAUAGGAGAGAGUGAUUAUAAAGCACCCAAGACAGUCCUUUUCAAGUGUUCAUUCUGGGUAAUUGUUGGAAACAUUUCCCUCAAUGAGAGACCAUAUGGGAUAGAGGAGAUACUGAGAAUAAAGUUUACCCUCCACAGGGUAAGAUAGAA
Molecule: messenger RNA, 1757 nt
Organism: Gracilinanus agilis (Agile Gracile Mouse Opossum)
Lineage: Eukaryota; Metazoa; Chordata; Mammalia; Didelphimorphia; Didelphidae
Product: RNA-binding protein 41-like
Exons: 2
Coding region: 323-1528 (401 amino acids)
Biological process (GO): mRNA splicing, via spliceosome
Cellular component (GO): U12-type spliceosomal complex
Molecular function (GO): U12 snRNA binding; pre-mRNA intronic binding
Source: RefSeq, a predicted model, not a curated record